Molecule: messenger RNA, 833 nt
Organism: Striga asiatica
Lineage: Eukaryota; Viridiplantae; Streptophyta; Magnoliopsida; Lamiales; Orobanchaceae
Source: the annotation of a GenBank genome assembly
UUUUUGGGAAAGACGGCGUCGGACUUACUCCAGCUGUGAAAUUGCAGAAUCUAUGAAGCUCACUCUCGAAUUCGGUGGUGGAUUGGAGCUUCUAUGUGACUCUGUAAAGAUCCAUGAGGUGAAUGUUGACCCACAAGCUGAAGAACAGAAGUUAACCAUGAAACACUUGCUCUCGUGGGUUCGCCACAAUCUGAUCAAGGAAAGACCUGAAAUGUUUAUGAAAGGCGAUACUGUGAGACCGGGAGUUCUCGUGCUCGUAAACGACUGUGAUUGGGAAUUAAGUGGUCAGCUCGACACAGUUUUGGAAGAGAAGGAUACUGUGGUUUUCAUCUCGACUUUACACGGUGGAUAAAAAAACGAAGAUAUUACACAGCAUGGUAAAAUUUGAUGGAAAACGAUUAUGUUGCAUUGAUCAUCAUCUUCCGGGAGCUUCUGGUGAUAUGAUUACUCCCUGAACUCUAUGUUUAUUCUUUCAUAUGUACUGAUCCUAUCUGUAUCCAAUUACAUGAAAGAGUUUAGUCUUUGUGUUCAACUAUUUCCCCCAAUUUCCCUUUUUUUUUUUCUCUCAUUUUUCAAGAUCUGUGUAUUCACAAGAAUGUAUAACUUCAAUGGGCCUUGAUACUAAAGUACCGUGAAUGAAAGGUCGAUAUCAAGAAUGUUUGGCCGAAACUGCAGGCUAGAAAUUUGGUAGCUUUCCAAGUCGAUCGUUAUCAACAUAAUUUGUUCCUUUUUUUUUUCUCCAGAUUCGUAUCUUUGGAUGAUGACGACGAAUGUGAUGGUUUUAAUUGUUUUUCAUCUCUCUAGCAACAAUCUAGAGUUGUUAUUUGAAUUUG